Messenger RNA from Ornithorhynchus anatinus (platypus), 2444 nucleotides. RefSeq names its product endothelial cell specific molecule 1 (gene ESM1). NCBI's taxonomy places the organism in Eukaryota, Metazoa, Chordata, Mammalia, Monotremata, Ornithorhynchidae. Bases 502 to 1041 code for a protein of 179 amino acids. The record is from RefSeq and is a predicted model, not a curated record. The transcript has 3 exons. Gene Ontology annotation, cellular component: extracellular region.
AGCCUGGAUGAUUCACUUUGAUACCAUUUUCAUCCCGCUUUUCAUCGCCUUCUCUCCCCGCCAGCCAACCCACCGCUCCAGACGCCGCUCCGAGCCUCGGGAAAAUCGGACAGGACGGGAACGCGACCUCCCCUUCCUUUGCCUGCAGAUGACCUUGAGCGUCCGAGACGGAUGUGAGAGCCCCUCUCUCGUCCCGACGCGAAAACAACCGUCUAAACAUAACAGAUGACAUCAGCUCGGGCUUUUCAAUUCCUGGAUGGCAGCGGAGCGCUGAUGCGACCUCCAUCCUGGAUUUUAUAAACCCCAACGAGAGGGAGAGGCUGGCAGGGCUGCCGGAUUUCGGAAACGGAUGACAGCGGGGCAUGGGGGCACAGAGCUCGUAAACUCGUCGGCUGACUCAGCCCGCCACUCUGGAUUCUCCGGCUCCUCUUUCCUUCGGGGGAGACCGCCGGGACUGAAAGUCGAGCCUCCCGCCUGGAAGCGAGCCGGGCCCGAGGAGACAUGAACGGCGUCUUGCUGCUGACCACGUUCCUGGUACCCGUGCAUCUGGGGGUAGGCCGGAGGGCCAACUAUGCCGUGGACUGCCCCGAGAACUGCAGCCGCAAAGAGUGCACGGGCCCCCAGCGUUGUAAGAAGACGGUCCUCGACGACUGUGGGUGCUGUAGGAUCUGUGCGGCCGGGCCGGGGGAGACCUGCUAUCGCACCGUCUCGGGCCUGGACGGGGCCAAGUGUGGGCCGGGACUGAGGUGUCACUUCCACGAGGAGGAGGACGACUUCGGAGACGAGUUCGGCACCUGCAGAGAGUGUCCUUUCGGUAGCUACGGAAUGGAAUGCAGAGAAAUCUGCAAGUGCAAGUCUGGUCUCUGUGACAAGGUGACGGGCAAGUGUUUCACAUUCUUUGAGGAAACUUCCAAAAGGAGGAAACCCCCUUCUCAAACCGAGCACGACAUGGCGUCCGGCGACGGGAAUCCCGUCAAAGAGAAGCACGCGCGCGAGAAAGUCGCUCGUCCUCCCGGCCUGAAAUGGCUAAAUCCACGCUGACAUCGGCUUGCUUCUGGGAUUUCUGAAAGUGCUUGACGCAGGUGCUCACCGAGAGAUCCAAGUAGAUGUUUAGCAUAGGAAAUGUAAUAUCUGGAGAUCAAUUGGGAUUCCGUGCAGCUUCAGAAAAAAAAAGGUCAUCCAACUUUCAGAAAUACCCCGUAAAUCUCCCGGACGGAACACUUUUAGAUGAUUUGUUCUGGUGAUGAUUUGAACGCAAAUUCUAUUUGAUAGUUAUUUGAACACCGAGGCUUUUCUAGUUGCUUUAAAGUUAUGGAAAAAACUAAGGAGGACAAAGGAAAAUCCAGAAACGUUCAAGGGCUGACUUGCCAGGCAUAGGGAGGGUCUCCCCUGAAAAAGCUGUCACCCCUAGUCGGCCCUUGCGGCUGCCGCAGAGGAGACAGAAGUCCUCCAAGUCCCUGGGCCGAGGGGUUGCUAUUUGCACCAUCCUGCCUCGUGACCUCGGUGCCCUAGUUCUUCCUUGGGGUCAAUGCAAUAGGAGCCAGAUGUGAUCUUCCACAUUGGGAAAUGCAAAAAAACCAACAACCAACCACCAAAAAACACGAAACCAAGUAGAACCACUUGUGGUUUGAUUGGGGGAGGUGAUAAGGGGGUCAAGAGUAUUGUUAAUACAAAGUUAUUGCUCAGAAACUAUUAACAGCAGAGAGUGGGUCAAGAAAGGUCUCUGUUUCCACCUUACAGGCGGCGAUAAAAACCCGUGCGGCCGACUUGAGGGGACGGAGGGAAAUAUUUAUAUAUUUUUAUAAACUACACAUUCCUAGGAUCCUCUCCGUCCACUCCUAUUAUCGUUUCUUUUCGAGUAGGCGCGUCCAGAUCUGGGGCGAGCGCACGAAGCGUGGUUCUGGUGAGGCAGGGGUGGCUUUUUGGCUUGACUGUAAUAAUAAUAGUAAUAAUAAUAAUAUUCGCAUUCUGACAAUAAUAAACAAAAGGGUUCAGCCGGGGGAUGAUUUGGGAAGGUCUAAAACGCGCGAGGGAAACUUGCAUUUUUUUUUUCAGAGGACAAAUAGACUUUGCAACUCUAAAAUGGCCAACCGAUUUGGUGAAGUUGUGAAAUAAAGGGAAAUCUUAAACCGGCAACUGAUGUGCCUGCUACUAGACUCUGGAAUUCCUACGGUUGUUUUAUCAAAAUUGGGCACGUCCCCCAAAAUGCCAACACCAAUAGGACCAUUGUUAUAGAUGUUGUUGAGUGACCUAUAAAGAAAUACUUUAUUUGAAUUUAAGGACUUAUUUAAGAAUCAUUUCUGUAUUUACCUACAUUUUAUUCUCUAAAUUUGCACCAGCAGGGUGGAUGACAAGGUGGGAUCUUUGAAUGUAAGAAUGUAAGAUUUCAUAAGCUGCUUUUUUUUUUUUUAAAGACAGUACACGUUUAUGAUGGUUCAAUAAAA